AUGGGACCAAAAACCAUUUACAAACAAAUAGAAUCCUUCCUCCUCUUCUCCCAAGACAUCCCCUCCGCCAACCUAGGGUUUGUCGACUCCCGCGCCACAACCAUCGACCUGACCAUCCACGACCAAGACUAUACCAUUCAUCAAUCUCCAACUCUGCUAUCAUCUUCCAGAGCAGGCGGUACAACCGGUGCAGUCCUCUGGAAAAUCACCCCCCUCAUCGCAGAAUGGCUCUCCAACAACACCACCACCACCAACAAUAACAAUACCAAAGUCAACCCCCUCUGGACACACAACAUCCUAACUCCCACCUCCACCAUCGUCGAACUAGGCAGCGGCAUCUCCGCCCUACUAGCCCUAUCCCUCUCACCAAAGAUAGCUCACUACAUCGCCACGGACCAGGAAUACGUGCAGAAAUUAUUUCGCCAGAAUCUGGAUGAGAAUGCCAGCACCAUUACUUCUACCUCUACCGGUGGAGGUAGUAGUAGUAAAUCAUCCAAGGCGGGGAAGAAGUCCAGUAAGGCAUCAGCAGUGGCUCGGAAAUCUCACCAGGGACAUGCGACUGGAACUGGGAAUGGGAAUGGGAAUGUGAUCAUCACAUCCCUAGAUUGGGAGUUGGAUGUUGCGGGAUCGCUUAAGGAGGGUUUGGGAUUAUGUACUACCACUACUGUGGAUGGUAGUGGAGAGGAAGAAGAUAAAGGUUUCGAUGUGGUGGUAUCAUGCGACUGUAUCUACAACGAAGCGUUGGUAGCGCCGUUUGUGCGCACGUGUGCGGAUUUGUGUCGCUUGAGGCCGGUGUAUACUCCACCUGGGAGUGGUAUUGAUGAGAGGGGUUCUAGUGGAACAGGGAGGACGCCGACGGUGUGUGUGAUUGCGCAGCAGCAGCGGUCGCCGGAGGUGUUUGAGGCGUGGUUACGGGAGACACUGAGGGUGUUUCGGGUGUGGAGGGUCAGUGAUGAGAUGUUGGGGGAGAAGUUGAUGUCUGGGAGUGGGUAUUUGGUGCAUAUUUUGGUUUUGAGGUAG
This is a messenger RNA of Aspergillus vadensis CBS 113365, 1020 nucleotides long. RefSeq names its product S-adenosylmethionine-dependent methyltransferase. Lineage: Eukaryota; Fungi; Ascomycota; Eurotiomycetes; Eurotiales; Aspergillaceae. The record is from RefSeq and is a predicted model, not a curated record. The coding region runs from base 1 to 1020 and encodes 339 amino acids. The transcript is spliced from 2 exons.